CGAGAGAGAGAGAGAGAGACUUCUGCUGGAAAGGUUGUAAAAAGAGAAGGAUGCGAUUCUCACGACAAUUGUAGCCCAUCAGUGUUUGAUCAUAGGCAGCAGUAAAACAAAGGUAAAAUGCAGUUAUAGUUGUAAAACAGAAAUGGUUAAGCUGAAGGUUAAAUUACAAUAUGCUUGAAAAUCACUUCACUUUAAUCUAAUCAAUCAUACAAUUGGUUGUUAAAUACAAUUUGAUACUUACGCUUGGCAAACAAAAAACACAAAAAACUUUUCUCAGCAUUUUUGCAGAUACUGUACUUUGGCUUUGUGUGGCUUCUGAUAAGGCUUCAGGUAGUAAAACACAAGAGAGAAACAUUGAGCAAUUUGCUUUACUGGAUCCAUAAUCAAAGGACUAGCUUUUUUAACUGGAACAUGAAGCUCAAGUUACUCUUCUCUCUGGUGGUGACUCUCAUGUUUUUGGGGAUCCUGCUGAUCUGGUACUUAGUCGACAACGAUGUGGACCAGCACUUCCCAGUCCCUCAGCAGAAAAGAGCCCCCAAGACCUUUAACCUCUGCAAAGGCUGCAAUAAUACGAUCAAUAAAAUAAUGCAGAAUUACUCUCAAGCCUGGAAGAAGCAGGAGGACAAUCAUAAAAAAUUCAGAUCUCAGCUGAGCAGCAGCUGCAGUGGUUUUGACAAAGCCAUCAUUACCCAGGCCAACACUCCAGUGGGAUCCAAGUUCAGUUAUGAUGGGGGAAAGAGCAGCUACCUGGUGUCUCCGGAGGUUUUCAGCACUUUUACAAAGGAGCAUCCUUUCUCAAAUAAAACAUGGGACACGUGUGCUGUUGUUGGGAACGGAGGAAUCCUGACUGACAGCAGAUGUGGAGAGAGAAUUGAUUCAGCUCAGUUUGUCAUGAGGUGCAACCUUCCUCCUUUGGGAAAUAGUUAUGCGAAGCAUGUCGGUGUCAAAACGGACCUUGUGACAGCAAACCCAACCAUCUUCAUGGAGAAGUAUGAGUCUCUGAUGAGGCGUCGUCGUCCGUUUGUGGAAAGUCUGCAUAUUUACAGCAGCUCCCUGCUACUCCUUCCCGCCUUGGCCUUACGCCAAUACAUUCCUGUAUGUAUGCGGGCCAUCUACAGUAUUGAGGACUUUGGAAGCCCCAUGAGGCCUGUCUUCUUUAACCCUGAGUACAUGCAAAAACUGACUGCCUUCUGGCGUGCAAAAGGCUUGCGAUCAGGGAGGCUGAGCACCGGGAUAAUUAUGGCUAGCAUAGCUUUGGAGGUCUGCGAAAAUGUGCAUCUGUAUGGGUUCUGGCCCUUUGAUAAUCACCCCUAUGGACUCUACGACCUGACGAACCACUACUAUGAUGACAGAAAAGCUAAAAGUGUCCACGCCAUGCCCACUGAGUUUGGGCUCUUGAUGGGGUUGCACAAACAGGGGGUGCUCAAGCUUCAUCUGGGAGAUUGUCAACAUUGAUGACUAUGAGUCAUAAUUGUAUGUAAGAGUUAUUAUUUGGGUCUGUGUUUUUUUUUUUUUGGAUGUUUCUUGUUAGCGUCUGUCUUUGAGCUGGCAGCUCUCACACCUAUUUUAUUUAUUAUUAUUCCGCCUUUUUUUGGCUUGUAUCUCCUCCUAUACUAAUUGUGCUAUCAAACAAUCAAUCAGUCAAACUUUAUUUCUAUCGCACCGUAGGUUUUAGUUUGGACAUUUGGAACAAUUAAAAGACCACUACCAGAAGACCUGAGGGCUGUGGUGGGCUCAUAAGUUAAAAGCAAAUCGGAUAAAUAGGGGUGCGCAAGGUCAUUAAGAGCUUUAAAACCUAAUAAGAUAAUCUUGAAAUCAAUUCUAAAACAAAGGGAUAGCCAAUGCAGAGACUUUAAAAUCGAUGUAAUGUGUGCUCUCUUUCUGGUCUUCGUCAGCAGUCUUACAGCUGAAUUUUGGAGAAGCUGCAACUAAGAAGUAUGCUUUUUCGGAAGACCAGAAAGAAGAGCAUUACAGUAAUCAAUUCUACAGGUGAUAAAAGCAUGAAUAAGUGUCUCUGCAUUGUCCUGAGAGAGAAACUGUCGGACUCUGGCAAUGUUAUUGAGGUGAUAAAAUGCCUUUUUUGUAACAUCCGAACUGAGAACUGAUAUGAGUUAGGAAGCUGAGGUUUUUGUCAAAUAUGACACCUAGAUUUUUGACCUGCUCACAGGGAUUAAAAGACUUGGAGUUUGUCAUUCAGUUUUUUCUCUCUGGACUCCUGUACCAAUAACUAAAACCUGAGUUUUGUUCUGGUUGAGCUAUAAAAAGUUGUCUGCCAUCCAUAACUUAAUAUCUAAAAUACAUUUAAAAAGGGCAUCAAUUGGCCCUUUGUCAUCAGGUGACACAGCAAUGUAGAGCUGUGUGUCAUCAGCAUAACUAUGAAUGCCGUGCCUCCUGAUGACAUAUAAAGGUUAAAAACCCUGGAGAACACCAAAUUUCAUUUUAUAAACUCCAGAUGAGAAUUCACCCAUACUUAUGUAAAAUUUUCUUUCAGUGAGAUAUGAUUCAAAUCAGUUAAAAACAAUACCAGAGAUGCCAACGAUGUUACGGAGUCUGUUUAAAAGAAUUGUGUGGUCUACCGUAUCAAAGGCUGCUCUCAGGUCAAGUAGAACUAAAACAGGCAUUUUUUAUCCAUUUAGAGCUGAGGUCAUUUACAAUUUUAACUAGCGCCGUCUCUGUGCUGUGAUUCUUUCUAAACCCAGAUUGAAACAUUUCCCACGUGCUUCUGGAGUUCACAAAAUCAUGUAACUGAAUAAAUACAAGUUUUUCUAAAAUGUUACUUAAAUGGCAGGUUAGAUACUGGUCUGCAGUUAUCUGCUUGCUUGUUGCCUUGUUAUAAAUGCUCAUUUGCUCACGAAAAAUGUCAUAACACCUUCUCUCUGCUAUUCGACAGUUUCUCUUCAAUUUAAUUGUCUUUGUUUCUCCAGGGAGGUGUUGGGUUUGUUGUAAUUUUUGUCAGUUUUAGUGGUGCCACUGUAUUAAGCAUUGACCUAAGUUUACUGUUAAAACUGUCUACCAUAGAAUCACAAGAGGAAGGUAAAAUGUUUGCGGGAAUUUCAAAUAGAAUAUCAUUAAAAUUUGUAGCCACUUCAGUUGUAA
Messenger RNA from Labrus bergylta (ballan wrasse), 3096 nucleotides. NCBI's taxonomy places the organism in Eukaryota, Metazoa, Chordata, Actinopteri, Labriformes, Labridae. The record is from RefSeq and is a predicted model, not a curated record.